Toxoplasma gondii ME49 is the source of this 2733-nucleotide messenger RNA. RefSeq lists its product as hypothetical. The coding region runs from base 627 to 2141 and encodes 504 amino acids. The transcript is spliced from 5 exons. The record is from RefSeq and is a predicted model, not a curated record. Lineage: Eukaryota; Apicomplexa; Conoidasida; Eucoccidiorida; Sarcocystidae.
AAGUGUCCCAGAGGCCUUCAGCUUGUUCCAAACGCCACGAAUCGUAACAGAUCAUGACGCCUAUCUAGGGUAGUUUACUAUUAAAGCAUGUAACACAUUUCACUGGGGGUGCAGUCUGGACUGAAUGGACAAGACAAGGACCAACAGCCGUGCCGAUGAAUUGCGCGCGAGUGGCUAGAAUUGUCUGGGUACGGAUGUCUUGUGGAAGAAACAGAUUUUCCUCCAUGCAUUUCACGACCCUGCCUUGCUUCAGACGACCCUCCUUUUCUGUGCGUGAACGUUGUGUCUGUAUGGUUGCUGUGACCGCUUUCACCGUGGGGAUUUUUCCAGUCAGCUUCAUAUGUCGCUAGCCGGUCCAGCCACAUGCGGUAUGUCUGCAACGAGGCACACGCUUCAUUAUUUCUGCAGCAGUGAGGUGAACACAGAAAGAUCAGUCCGCAAGAUCCCUUAUAUUCGGCAUGAGUUGAGACGCUAAUAUCGCGGUCAUAACUUUAUCUAACAUGUGAGCCCGUUUCCCUUAAUUCGUGCAGCUACUCUGUUGGCUUACUGCGUGCUGGUGGUCGAUAAACUGGGCUCUCUGAUUGUGACGCUAAAUCAGGUGCCAACCCUCGUUAAAAUCUGUCCCCAUGGAUCUCUUCUGUCUGCUUAUUGGAUCUUUUUUUUUCUUAAGCACUUCGGCUUCCGCCAGACAAACUCAGGGCGGCUUGUCUGUGCUCCAGGCGGAGCCACUGCUUGCUCCCGAUUCGACGGCGUUUGAAAUGUUUCGCGAGGAACGUCGCGGUGAUCGAAUGAGAGAGGAGGUGGAGUUUUCCCAGAUUCAACUUGGUGAAAGAGACGGGGAUGACGAUGACGAUCCUGAAGACGAAAUUGGAGAGGAAGAGUAUGAGGAAGGAGGAGAGGGCGACUCGUCUCGAGGAUCUUCGCGUGGCCAUGGGGGAGACGCGUCGCAGGCCAGCGAGGUGAAUCGAGACGAAAGCUACGAAGCAGAAGAUGAGAGAGAACCUUCUCAGAAAGACGCUAAGGCCACAAGGUCUGCGCCGAUAGGGCACGAAGCAUUUACAAUGAAGCUGAUGAGUGACUCGCCGCGUGUUGGCUACGCUGAUGGGCAAGAGGCUUGUUCUGCACUCGGAUGUCCCCGAGUUGCAGCAGGAGGAGCUCCGAGAAACCCGAUUUCAGGUUGCGCAAAAAGCGUAAAGUGCCGCGGUUGUCAUGGGCGUAUGGAAGCCGAAGCUCGAUGUCAAGCGUGGAAACCAUCUACUCGGCCAGACGUAAUUCUUUCCAGCGGCUGGUAUUUUACGAAGCAUAUGCUGACUCGUUCUGGAGCAAUGGAGCUUGAUAUCCAGUGGGACAACAACAGCGAUCUUGAUUUCAAGAAAUGUAUGCCAGAUCUGCGACAGGUCACUCGAUCUUUCAAGGAGUUACAAGAAACUGGCAAUGUGGCACCUUUCGCCUUCCACCGGAUGGUCAAUGUACAAGUAGCCGUUCAUCGGCUCCCUUCUGAGGGGAUGGAAGAUAAGGGACCGAAAAAACUGUCUUUCUCGAUAAAGUUCGUCGAUCCACAGGCGUCAUCCCUUAUCGGACGUACUGGUCAAAGCCAAAGCCAACCUAUGUGCAGUAGCGUGGACGCGACGCUACCUAUGGUCAACCUUGGGAGGAAAACUGCUAUGUACGGUGUCGGGUGGCUGCCCAUCCCAAAUGAUCUGACAUUUCCAGUAACCACCAAAAACUUUGUUAUUCGGAUGCAGUGCAGUGGCGUCCAGUCAUGCAACAUGAACAGGAUAGCAGUGUGCGCACGUAUCACGUGUCCAGCCACGGCAACAGUGGCUGAACAGCAGAUGGCUGCUGUGCAAGACGCUAUGAGCAAACCUGUUGGCAACGGCCCAGCCAGUCGCGCCGCUGGUCUUGCUUCCGGGGAUAGCCCAGCUUCUCGAGUGAUGCAGGCAUCGACUGGGCGGUUUGGUUCCACGUUAAGCUCGCAGGUACCACUUGUUCAUCCCGGGGCAUCUCCGUAUUCCCAGCACCAUGGCGCUUUUCCACACGGAUACCCCUACCUUGUCCUCGGCCACGCGGCAACUCGUGUUCCAUCCGCCUUCGUAUCAGCAUUCUUUUGCUCCGUCGCCUCAAUCGCUCUUUUCUUUUAAUCUUUUUUCUAGUGCAGUAGCACUGAUGGAUUCCACGGAAGAUUGUUUGCAGUCUGAGUUUCAUCGUAUGUUUCUUAAGAGGGAAAUCUGAACAGAAGUUGAACGGAAGAACGAAUUGACACCAUGUGAGUCACAGCGAUAUCACCUGCUCCCUGAACAUGGAUGCCAAAUCAGCGUAGGUUUUAGCUGAAAGCAGUGAUGUUGAUUAGAGCCGGGACCGCCUACGAAACAAAUGCAGACUGACUGUCAGCCUCAAAAGACCCUGAUCAGUACAUGCGAUGGUUCAAGAAUGGCAAUUACCUAAUCGAACAUCUCCUUCACUUGACUUACCUUGCAAUGCAUUCUCAGGGGGCUAAUGCAUACGAAUAACUUGCCGCACUAUGCCAUAUCAGCAAAGACAACUCCGUACCGGUUCGGAUGCCGACACAUCGGUAAUGUAUGUCUGGGCGAAGGGAAUUAUGGCCUCAUGCAUACGUUUAAUACGUGUGCGUAGGUCCUCAAUGUUCGCGGGUGUCAGAGGGUAGAAGCCGUAUGACUAGAAAGCAUCAAAAGAGUUGCGUCCAAGUCGACGUCGACAGAAAUAUUAUCACGU